AUGGCUCUUGCACCGGUGUUUUCCUUCUUGACGGGCGUGGGUGCCGGCGCCGCCUCGGAAGGAGACAGGUCCGGCGAGGAGUGCGAACCAGUCGGGAGCAGGUGGAUCCCCAUAACCGGGGCCCCCGGAGAGCCGACCGCAGCUGAAACGGGGACGAGGAAGUUUGCAGCGGAGAAAGGUGUUCGACAGGCGGCGAGUGGGCCGUGCGUGGCCUUCACGGAUGAGAAGGCGCGGCGGCUGAGGAGGAUGACGGCGCGAACGCCCACCUUCCGCGCCUCCAUGUACCACUCCGCCGUCGCCGCCCGAUUAGCCUCCGAAUUCUCCGAUCGGACGGACCGCUAG
This is a messenger RNA of Spirodela intermedia, 342 nucleotides long. Lineage: Eukaryota; Viridiplantae; Streptophyta; Magnoliopsida; Alismatales; Araceae. The record is from the annotation of a GenBank genome assembly.